AUGCUACAUGAUGCCGUGGUCCACAAGAAGACGCGCGUGAAAAGAGGCGGCAAGUGGAUGUGGCUGAAGCCCACUUACGUCAAGAUCUCCACUCACAAGUUACCGGAUGGUCGAAAAUUGAAGGUGAAGGCGGGCGCCCAGAUUAUCGAUCGCGCAUGGCGCUUCAUCAAAGAUCGUCUGAAGCGAAAUCAGCAGGUGAAGGCCAACUCGUCGCUACUUGCCUCCCAAAUUCGCAGUGCCCAGUAUGAGUACUGGCGCCGCAACGAUGAUCUUCGGGAAUGCACCGGUGAUCUGGUGAAGGAGUACAUGCGUGGGUUUGCGAAGAGACCCAACAAGUGA
This is a messenger RNA of Symbiodinium natans, 339 nucleotides long. The record is from the annotation of a GenBank genome assembly. Lineage: Eukaryota; Dinophyceae; Suessiales; Symbiodiniaceae.